GCGGCAAGGCCUGUUUGGCUUCAAGCUGCUGAAGAAGAUACGGAAGUGCCAUACAAACUUGUUCAACAGUCGCUUGAGCGUGCUCAUCACUGGCCUGGCUUUACAUUGAGAACCCUGCAAGGCCUUGGGCACGACAUCGGCCAGCAUGAGGCCACACUUCUCAACGAUUUUCUGAAAGCACACGCGCAGGAUGCCUAUUUCGAAGUUGAUAUGAACGACGCAUUUGAUGAGUGGGAUGAUUUGGAAUUGGACAUUGAUGUUGGUCCGUCAAUCCCAGGCAUAAACGCCUAG
Durusdinium trenchii is the source of this 291-nucleotide messenger RNA. NCBI's taxonomy places the organism in Eukaryota, Dinophyceae, Suessiales, Symbiodiniaceae. The record is from the annotation of a GenBank genome assembly.